AUGACUGAUGGUUGUUUAAAUUGUCGUUUACUUCUAUCAUUUAUUUGUAUAUUAAAUUUUCUUAUAUCAAUAACACUUAAAAUCAAUCAAACAUGGUUACAUGUAUCAUGGUUUUUAAUAUUUAUACCAAUAUGGAUAUUUAAUUUAAUAUCAUUAUGUAUAAUUGGAUAUUUAAUUUUAAUAAAAAAAUGGUUAGAAAAAAAAGAAAAAUGUUUAAAAAUAAUUUAUUAUUUAUUAAAUUUAUUAUCAUCAUGUGCAUUUGAAAUAUUAUUAUGUAUUAAAUUACAAUAUAGACAAGAUAUACCAUAUUGGAUUGUAUUUUUACCAUUAUGGAUAUUAAUGUUUUUUAUUUUUAGUAUUAUUAUACAACAAAUGUAUAGAACAUGUCAAACAACAACGGAAAAAACUAUGUGA
This is a messenger RNA of Rotaria sordida, 414 nucleotides long. The record is from the annotation of a GenBank genome assembly. Lineage: Eukaryota; Metazoa; Rotifera; Eurotatoria; Philodinida; Philodinidae.